Molecule: messenger RNA, 1495 nt
Organism: Bombyx mori (domestic silkworm)
Lineage: Eukaryota; Metazoa; Arthropoda; Insecta; Lepidoptera; Bombycidae
Product: D-3-phosphoglycerate dehydrogenase
Exons: 9
Coding region: 16-1314 (432 amino acids)
Molecular function (GO): NAD binding; phosphoglycerate dehydrogenase activity
Source: RefSeq, a predicted model, not a curated record
CCGUUAUUAAGAAAAAUGAUUUAUGCGCACUCAUCGUUUUUGAUCCAAUUGAUUUUUGCUGACAGUGCACUUAGUUCGUCUCUGUUCUUCAAUGCUCAAGCAAUCAGACUCGCUACAUACGCUCAAACCGGUGAGUGUCGCUGUCAGUCGCUGCCAGACGCUCGGAGGAGGCGCACACCAGCAUCAAGCUUAACAACGAUAGCACUACCAGGAUUAGAAAGGAUUUGUCAAAAUUCGGACUAUUGGAGUAUAAUUAUUAAGGGCACGUUUACCAAAUAUAAGGGCGGUAGAGACGUUUUAAAACAAAAAAAAUACAAAAAAAUAACCAAGAUGGUCGUGGACAUUAAGUCGGUUUUGAUCGUCGACGGGGUUGGCGCCAAGUGUGCCGAACUCCUCAACGCUUACGGAAUCGCCACCACCACCAAGGCCAAGAUCUCCAAGGAAGAACUUCUUAUGGAGAUACCCAACCACGACGCUCUGGUUGUGCGUUCAGCAACUCAAGUGACCAAAGAGGUGUUGGACGCAGGCGUGAAGCUGAAGGUGGUCGGUCGUGCUGGAGCUGGUGUGGACAACAUCGACGUCGACUCCGCCGGUAAAAAGGGCGUCGGAGUGAUCAACGCUCCGGGCGCCAAUGCGCUGAGCGCGUGCGAGCUGACCUGCACGUUGAUGUUGGUUCUGGCUCGCCACGUGGUCCCAGCUUCCACUGCGCUGAAGGCUGGCAGGUGGGACCGGGCUCUGUACACUGGCAGCGAGCUCGCUGGCAAGACCCUCGCCAUCCUUGGCCUUGGCAGGGUCGGCCGCGAGGUGGCCACUAGGAUGUACGCCUUCGGCAUGAACAUCAUCGGAUUCGACCCUUUCGUGUCUGCUGAUCAGUGCGCCCAGUUCCAUUGCACCAAGAUGGAGCUGGAGGACAUUUGGCCUCUAGCGGACUACAUCACCCUGCACACUCCGCUCAUUGAGUCUACUCGAAACUUUAUCAAUGCCGAUGUCUUGAAGCAGUGCAAGAAAGGUGUGAAAAUCAUCAACGUGGGUAGAGGCGGGCUUAUUCAAGAGACAGAUUUCUUGCAGGCUCUGAAGUCUGGAAAGGUGGGCGGGGCUGCUCUGGACGUGUUCGAGCAGGAGCCGCCGACCGAUCCUGUCACUUUGGAGAUUAUUCAGCAGCCUGCUGUAAUUGCCACUCCACAUCUGGGGGCCUCUACUAAGGAAGCUCAGGUGAGAGUUGGCCAGGAGAUUGCUGAGCAGCUCGUGAACCUGGUGAAGCCGGGAACAUUCCCGACUCUGCUGGCCGAAGUCACCCGUGUCUUGAACAAGUGAACGUUAAACCUACGUUUUAACGGUUUUUUUUUUCUCUUUUUUCUUUCAUUAAUUUUUUGCCUUAGCAUUUUUUUUAUAAUUACUUUUGUGUCUUUUUUAUUACUUUAUUUUUCAUAUUUACGGCGGAGUUUUUUUGAAGUAAAAUUUAUUCAUAUUAAUAUUAUUUGAGAUAGCACUUUAA